Messenger RNA from Malania oleifera, 1107 nucleotides. RefSeq names its product RING-H2 finger protein ATL74-like. The transcript has 2 exons. Lineage: Eukaryota; Viridiplantae; Streptophyta; Magnoliopsida; Santalales; Ximeniaceae. The record is from RefSeq and is a predicted model, not a curated record. The coding region runs from base 214 to 678 and encodes 154 amino acids.
CUCUUCUUUUUUUUGAAAAAUUGAUUUGGAUUCAUGAAUAUAAUCAAUAUAAAAUUUCAGCUUCGGAGCCUGCACCUACAAUUUUUGAGACGCAACAUCAUGGGGCGGAGGCAAGUGGGUUUUGUCACGGAUGAAUGCAGUGAUUUUGUGAUCUUGGUGUUUGAUUUUAUUAUGAGGAUCAGACAAAGCUGGUGUUAUUAACAGAGCAGGAUCAUGGAGAUUGUCGUCUUCGCGAUACUAUCGGUACUGAUAAUCUGUCUUUUGAUCACAGUUCAUGCUUGUAUCCUUGGGAGGGUUUUUGGGAGAGGCAACGAAAAUGGGAUAUGGUUUACGAAAGGGGAAACUCAAGGUAAGAAGCUUCCUUGCUUUAAUUACAGGGAAGGGGAUGAAGAAAAUGGCCCUACGGAUUGUGCUGUGUGCUUGGAAAAUUUUAAGACAGGCGAAGAAUGCAGGUUACUGCCAAACUGCAGGCACAGCUUCCACCGUCAAUGCAUAGAUUUGUGGUUGUUGAAGACACCCAUUUGCCCAAUUCGCAGAACAUCCGCCAUGGCUGAGAAGAUCUGUGGACUUCCAGGGACAGAAAGUAGCAUUUCCAGCAAUGUUGGGAUUGAAUUGGCACAGAGAAUUCAAAAUGCACUGGCAGGACCAAGGGAAUGCCUCCACAGGCUAGCUAUUUAAAUUCAUUUCUCUCUUCCCACUUCUUUAUUGCUUUAAGGGUGGAAGAGACUACUGAUGAAGAGAGUCAAAAGGCAUAACUGAAGCGCACUUCAGAGAUGACGACGAGGACACGAGGAUGAAGAUGAAGAUACCUUCCAGUUUUGAACAGGAAGAUAUGAUUUCCUGUCUUGCUCAAGCUUAAAAAUCCAAGAAGAUAUGCAGUCUUCCUGGAACUACAAGCAUAUCAUUUUGGAAUUGCUUCAUAGUUUCUUGCUUGUAUGACCUGAAUGAACUUGAUUUUUUGCUUUAGAAGCAAGAAAAUAAUUUGAAAAUGUCAAUGAAGAGUGCCAUUAGUUUGCCUACAGAUGCAAAGAUACUAACUACAUGUUUGGUAUAUAAGAUUGGAAUAAAAUUUGAUGGAAUGUAAUUGAAUUUAUCACUUUAUUUCAA